AUGAACGGUGCCGACAAAUCUGCCCAGCGGAUCCCAAUCCGAACAGCAGACUCUAUUCUGCGUAGCGAAUUUGUCCCAAUAAACAUGGCUCCUAAGAAAUCAAUCCCGCUCUCUAGAAAAAGGAAAGGAGAAGCCUCCUCCUCCAGGUCUAGGCCAGCUCAAAGUCCCCCUCAUGAAGAACCUGCAGAAAGAGAGGGUUCAUUGAGUCGCUUAGAUUGCUCCAAGUUUUUAAACAGAGCCAAGAAGCAAAGGUAUGAAGAGUUGGAACCCAGAAUUUUCCUUUGUGAAAGGAGAGUAGAACUGGGCCAAGGGGAACCAAGAAAGAAUGUCUUGGGUAUCUUAGCAGCACCACCUGCCAAGUUUAAAGAAAAUAUUGUCAGGGAAUUCUAUGCUAAUGCCUAUGCGCGGGGGAAGACAGACCAAGAAAGAAUGUCUUAG
Sphenostylis stenocarpa is the source of this 438-nucleotide messenger RNA. The record is from the annotation of a GenBank genome assembly. Lineage: Eukaryota; Viridiplantae; Streptophyta; Magnoliopsida; Fabales; Fabaceae.